This is a messenger RNA of Medicago truncatula (barrel medic), 1437 nucleotides long. RefSeq lists its product as uncharacterized. The transcript has a single exon. The record is from RefSeq and is a predicted model, not a curated record. NCBI's taxonomy places the organism in Eukaryota, Viridiplantae, Streptophyta, Magnoliopsida, Fabales, Fabaceae. The coding region runs from base 13 to 1257 and encodes 414 amino acids.
CGUGGAGCCUUAAUGGACCCCCCAAUCCUUACCCAACUUCCUCUCUUAAAAUCAAUACCAUCCCUUUCUUCUUUUUUAUUCAUUCUCCUUUUAUUUAUUGCUUUGUUAAGUCCCUUUCAUUUUCUCUCUUCUUCACUCUCACCCACCUUCCCAAUAUCCCCCAUUAAACCCCCCUUCAUUCCCCUUCUCUCCAUCUCAAACACUCCAAUCUCAAUGGACACUAAACUAAAGCCUCAAACUUUAUCACCAAAUACAACUAAUUCUAAUUGUAAUUCACCCGAAUUUGAAUUUUGGAUGCUCCGAAACCCAUCUUUUCCACAACCAAAUCUUCACACCGCCGACCAACUUUUCGUCAACGGUGUUAUUCUUCCCCUCCACCUCCUCCCCACCACUAGUAAAACCGACCCACCACCCCAAACACCAACUUCAAACCCAUCAUCUCAUAACCCGGUUUCUGAACCAGACCCAGAACCCGAUUCUUCACAUCCCGAAUCUUCACCUGUUAUAACAGAAUCUUCUUCUUCUGCUUCAACUUUCUCAGGUUCAAAACGGUGGAAAGAUAUUUUCAGAAAAGGAGAGAAAAACAACACAGAAGACAAAGAAAAAGAGAAAGAGAAAGAGAAAGAAAAGAAGAACAAGGAUAAGAAGAAAGAGAGAAAAAACGGUAACGGUGCAAAUUCUGCUGCAGAGUUGAAUAUCAAUAUAUGGCCAUUUUCACGAAGCAGGUCUGCCGGAAACACGACAACCCGACCCAAAUUCUUCACCGGAGCUCCGGUGACCCGGAAAGUUAACAGUGCACCUUGUUCUCGUAGCAACUCCGCCGGAGAAUCAAAGUCGAGAAAAUGGCCAAGUAGUCCGGGUCGGGCCGGUGUUCAUGUGGGUCGGAAUAGUCCAGUAUGGCAGGUUCGUCGCGGUGGUGGAAAAAACUCAGACCAACAAACUCAACAAGGUUCAAAUACAGAUAAAGAAUUGAAGAAAGAAGCCACCGUGAGUCGCCGGAGCAAGGUGGUUUCCGGUGGUGGUGGAAAAGCGAAAGUUUUGAGCUUGAAUGUUCCGAUGUGUAUUGGGUAUAGACAUCAUUUGAGUUGUAGAAGUGAUGAGAAUAGUGCUAUUGGUGUGAGUGGCGGCGUUGCUGUUAACCGCGGUGGUGGUGACGGUGGUGGUGGUGAGUGUCAUCAUCAUGAUGAAGGAAGUGGGGGUAACCUUUUUAAUCUACGUAAUCUUUUUACCAAGAAAAGCAUAGUAACUUCUCAUUAGAUUACUUUUUUUAACCAUGUUAUGUAAUUAUUUUUACUAUCACUUUUUCUUUUUUCUUUUUUUGGCUCCCUUAAAUUAACCUUUUUGGGGUUCUUUUCUAUUUUUGUUAUAUAGAAAGGUUUAAUCUAUCAUUUUAAUAUCAUACCUGGUAUUGUAAGUUAGUCUUAUUUGUUUGUCUUA